Messenger RNA from Gekko japonicus, 1455 nucleotides. RefSeq lists its product as uncharacterized. The record is from RefSeq and is a predicted model, not a curated record. Lineage: Eukaryota; Metazoa; Chordata; Lepidosauria; Squamata; Gekkonidae. Gene Ontology annotation, biological process: DNA integration. The transcript is spliced from 3 exons. Bases 25 to 1455 code for a protein of 476 amino acids. Gene Ontology annotation, molecular function: nucleic acid binding.
CUCCUGCACCGGCCCGGGAAGGCGAUGGGCCAUGCGGACGCCUUGAGCCGCCUGCCUCUGCCGGAAACGGAGCCUGACCCGGCCCCAGCCCAUCACAUCGCGCUGCUGGAAACGCUGCCCGACCAGCCGGUUCACGUGAAAGAGGUGGCCCGGCGCACCGAAAAGGACCCUAUCCUCUGCCGCGUCCUGGACUGGGCUCACAAGGGUUGUGUGCUGUGGGGAGGUCGGGUGGUAAUCCCUUCCCCACUCCGAGACCGAGUACUUGCAGCAUUGCACGAGGCUCACCCAGGAGUGGUGCGGAUGAAAGCGCUGGCUCGGAGUUAUGUGUGGUGGCCCGGCCUCGAUCAGGACAUUGAGAGACUGGUGAAACUGUGCCAACCCUGCCAGGCGUUCCGGCCCGCACCGCCCCGAGCGCCCGAUCGAGCUUGGGAGUCUUCCCACAAACCUUGGUCCCGGCUACACUUGGACUUCGCGGGGCCGUUUCAGGGACAAAUCUUUUUCAUUCUAGUGGACGCUUACAGUAAGUGGCUGGAGGUGGUGCCUGUACCGUCUACCUCCUCGAAGGCCGCCAUCAGAGCCAUGCGCCACAUUUUUAGCUCCCACGGCCUUCCAGACACCCUGGUGACCGACAACGGCACAGCAUUUACCUCCAGCGAGUUCCAGGACUUCACGAGGUACUGUGGAAUCCGACACGUCCGGUCAGCGCCCUUCCACCCGGCAACCAACGGCCAGGCGGAGCGCAUGGUGCGCACCACCAAGGAAACACUGCGCAAGUUCGACAGUAAGGACUGGGACUACAAGCUGGCGGUGUUCCUGUUCGGCCAACGCACGACCCCGCACACCGAGACCGGCUGCAGCCCGGCGGAGCUCCUGAUGGGUCGUCGCCUAACCUCCCGGCUGGACCGUCUACACCCAGACAGGGCCCCCGAGAUGGAACCGACAUCGGAAUCGUACGCAGCCGCCAGAGGGUUCUUCCCGGAAGACCCAGUCUACGCUAAGAACUACGCACAGGGGCCACCCUGGAUCCCCGCGAGAGUGGUCCGGGUGCGAGGGCCUCGCUCCUACGAGGUCUCCUGCGAGGACGGCCAACUGCUCCACCGCCACAUCGACCAACUGCGGCGCCGGGUCCUCCAGAACGACCCCGAGGACCUGGAGCCCCAGGAGCACGACGAAGCAUCGGUCCACGCACCAGAACCGCAGAACCCGGCCUCGGCCCCGGCCCCGGUCACUCCGGAACCUCCGGAACCUCCGACAUUGCCGCCGCCGGAAACGCCGCAGCCAACCGCCCCGCCACGGCCACAAGGAGCAGCCCCAAGCAGCACCCCAGAACUCCGCCGUUCCACAAGGCCCAGGAAGUCUCCCGCAUACCUCCAGGACUUUAAACUGAUAAUUGAACUGGGUAAUAUAUUUCAGAAAAAUAAUCCAGAUCAAAAUUCAGAUAUCAGACAUUUGUGA